This is a messenger RNA of Cryptomeria japonica (Japanese cedar), 3715 nucleotides long. Its product is annotated as pentatricopeptide repeat-containing protein DOT4, chloroplastic. The transcript is spliced from 4 exons. Lineage: Eukaryota; Viridiplantae; Streptophyta; Pinopsida; Cupressales; Cupressaceae. Gene Ontology annotation, cellular component: intracellular membrane-bounded organelle. Gene Ontology annotation, molecular function: RNA binding; protein binding. The record is from RefSeq and is a predicted model, not a curated record. Gene Ontology annotation, biological process: RNA modification. The coding region runs from base 292 to 2358 and encodes 688 amino acids.
UAACACUUCUCAUAAUAACAUAAACAUCAAAUGAGACUUGGAAACUUUUUUAUGAUUUUUUUUUAAUAGGAGAUUUGGCUUGUCUAGAAACCCUCACAAUCUCCUUGUUCUUCUAUCUAUCCAGCUAAGAUAGUUUAAGCCAAAGCUCUGCAUCAGGCGCAGAGACGAAGUAGCGAUGAAUCCAAUUCCAGUGCAAGUGCUCCCAGGCUUACCACUGUACACUUUUCCCGCUCCCAAUUACAAUCAUAAAAUGCCAAUUACAUCCACUAGCAAUCUUAAUCUUACAGCAUUAUGUUGAAGGGGGUGCUGCGCAUUCUGCUUCCUAUACACAAUGCUACUGGAGACUUCUCUACAAAUCUUCAAUUACUGCAUACCUGCAUUUUUCUCAAGAACGCGCUUUCACAAGAGAAAGAAAUACAGUCUUUUCUCUCUCUCAGGCGAUCUGCAUUUGCCUCACGCACAUCUUUUCAUAAUAAUCUUAUUAACAUGUAUGUCAAGUGCGGAAGUUUGGUAGAUGCUCGUAAAGUGUUUGAUCACAUGAAAGAACAAGACAUCAUCUCAUGGAAUACAAUUAUUGCAGCAUGCCGAAGACAUGGGCAUCCUCACGAGGCAGUCACUCUGUUUCAACAAAUGCAACGAACAGGUUUCCAACCCGAUCAGUUCACAUUUGCCAGUGUACUCCCAGCUUGUGCCAAAUUGGGAGCUUUCGAUCAGGGUAUGGACAUCCAUCAAAGCAUCAAGGAUAGAGGGAUUCCUUUAAAUGUUGUAGUUUCAACUGCCUUGAUAGACAUGUAUGCGAAAUGUGGAAGCAUGAACAAGGCACGUGAAGUGUUUGACGAAAUGCCUGAAAGGGAUGUCUUCUCAUGGAAUGCAAUGGUUGUGGGAUAUGCACAAAAUGGGUUUGUUGAUAAGGCUUUAGAAACUUUCAAGCAAAUGCAAUUGGCAGGUGUAAAGCCAGACUCCACGACUUUUGCUAGCAUCCUUCCUGCCUGUGCUAGAAUGGGAGCUUUGGAACAGGGUAUGGACAUCCAUCAAAGCCUAACGGAUAGAGAAGUUUUGUCAGAUGUUGUACUUGCAACGGCCCUGGUAGACAUGUAUGCAAAAUGUAGAAGCAUAGAGAAGGCACGUGAACUGUUUGAUAAAAUGCCUAAAAGAAAUGUGGUCUCAUGGAAUGCCAUGAUUGUAGGAUAUGCGCAAAUUGGACUUGCUGAAAAGGCUUUAGAAACUUUCAAGCAAAUGCAAUUGGCUGGUGUAAUGCCAGACUCCACAACCUUUGCCAGCAUCCUUCCAGCCUGUGCCAAAAUGGGCGCUGUGGAACAGGGUAUGGGUAUUCAUCAAAACAUAAAGGAUAGAGGAAUAUCGUCAGAUAUACUUGCAACUGCCUUGGUAGACAUGUAUGCAAAAUGUGGAAGCAUAGACAAGGCACAGGAAGUGUUUGACAAAAUGCCUCGCAGAAAUGUGGUCUCAUGGAAUGCAAUGAUUGCAGGAUAUGCACAAAAUGGAUUUGUUGAAAGGGCUUUAGAAACUUUCAGGCAAAUGCAAUUGACAGGUGUUAAGCCAGACUCCACAACCUUUGCCAGCAUCCUCCCUGCCUGUGCCAAAAUGGGAGCUUUGGAACAGGGUAUGGACAUCCAUCAAAGCAUUAAUGAUAGAGGAAUUUCGUCGGAUCUUAUACUUGCAACUGCCCUGGUAGACAUGUAUGCAAAAUGUGGAAGCAUAUACAAGGCACGUGAACUAUUUGACAAAAUGCCUCAAAGAAAUUUGGUCUCAUGGAAUGCCAUGAUUGCAGGAUAUGCACAAAAUGGAUUUUGCAAGGAUGCUCUCGAAACCUUUGAAUUAAUGAAGCACUCUGGAACAUAUCCUGACAUUGUAAGCUUUGCUUGUGUUCUACGGGCAUGCAGCCUUGCAGGUUUAGUGGACAAGGGCUGUACAUACUUCAAUCACAUGAAUGACCCUUAUUGCAUUACGCCUACCAUUGAUCAUUAUGGGUGCAUGGUUGACCUUCUUGCCCGUGCUGGCUAUCUUGAGGAAACCCUAAACUUUAUCAUUAAGAUGCCGGUUAAACCUGUGGUGGAUGUGUGGAUGUGUGUUCUUGGUGCCUGUAGAUUACAUAUGAAUAUAGGAUUAGGAGCAUUUACAGCGAUGCUGCUUUUUGAUUUGGAUCCUGAAAAUUCUGCGGCUUAUGUUCUUCUCUCAAACAUCUAUGCAGAAGUGGGCAGGUGGGGUGAGGUUCAAAUGGUAAGGAGAUUGAUGAAAGAUAGAGGAAUUAAGAAGAUCCCAGGAUGUAGUUGGAUUGAAGGCCAUAAAAUGGUUCAUGCUUUCUGUGUAGGAGAAGGAUCACAGACACAGGGGAUCUAGGCAGAGCUGGGUAAAUUGGCUUGGGAGAUGAUGUCAGCAGGGUAUUUUCCAGAUUCAAGGCAUUUACUUAAUGGUGUUGAAGAGGACGAAAAAGAAUUGCUUGUCUGCCACCAUAGUGAAGAGUUGGAAAUUGCAUUUGAUUUGUUAAACAUAGUCCCCUGCCAUGGAAUAUUUUUUUGAGAGAGAUGCAAACAGUUUCCAUCAUUUCAAACAGGGACAAUGGUCUUGUAGAGGUAAUUGGAGAUGCCAAAUAAAGCAAUCUGAAAAAAAAGGCUUUCACUAUAAUAAUGAAACCUGCACAUGUAUGAAAAAACUGGAGGAAGAAGUUGAGAACCGCAAAAAGAUAAAAGAGGAGGGCUUGACUGAUCAUACGCAUGACCUAUUUUGACUAAAAAAAGAUCGGUUUAAUGGACAAUAGUAGGCAGCAGCAUGGAGGGAACAUCGCUGUGGUUGACUAGCCGUGAAGCUGAAAAUUCUGACUCCCCAAAUUUCAACUGUUUGGGAAAUCCCAGUAUGAUAUGAUCACUGAAUUACUGAAGAGACUGGGUAAUCAUCUAAACUUAGUUUUUCCUUCUGUGAUGUCAAAGUUAAUAGAAUAUCUUCUCCAUAAACACAUCGAACACAGGGCUUUACAGCAAAGGGCUUGGCGGAAUAGCCAUUGGCAAGGCUUGUUAUCAACAUGGCAAUCUAAAGCUAUUUAGGAAAUAGAAACGGUUGAGGAAUCUUCGACUAAGAUCCAUUACAACACAGCAAUAACGCUUCAGGAAGAUUGAAGAAGCGACUAAAUGGAGAAUUGAAAAACUCUUAGGACAGAAGUUUGGAAUGUGGAAGAUGCAGAUGGAAUCGUUGCUGAUUCGAAAAGACCUCUCAAUUGUGCUAGAAGGCAAAGCCUAGAAGCCAAAUAUGAUGACUCAUGAAGAGUGGGAGAAAUUGGAUAAGAAAGCGAGAGCAACUACCAUUCUCUCUUUAUCCGGAGAUGGUUAAUUUAAUUUUGCAACGAAGAAGAGUAUGAAAGGAUUGUGGGAAAAAUUGUCUGAUAUGUAUGAAAUGGUUUCCGCUUCAAACAAGGUUUCCUUCAUGAAGAAAUUGUAUACUUUUAAGAUGAAGGAAGGAGGUAACAUGUCCUAUCACCUCAACAAAUUCAAUACAUUAAUCGGCUAAUUGAUUUUCAUGAACAUAAAUCUAGAUGACGAAAUCAAAGUCAUCUUAUUUUUGUGCUCUCUACCAGAUAGCUGGAAAGGAGUAGUGAUGACAAUCAACAAUUCAGAUUCUAUUGUUACUCUUGCUUGUUUUUGGGUUGUUAUUUUGUUAAAACCUCAAAUCACUAGUAGAGCCCAACAUGUAUGUAAAUCCUCUU